Molecule: messenger RNA, 1707 nt
Organism: Naegleria fowleri
Lineage: Eukaryota; Heterolobosea; Eutetramitea; Acrasida; Naegleriidae
Exons: 3
Coding region: 1-1707 (568 amino acids)
Biological process (GO): chlorophyll biosynthetic process; cholesterol metabolic process
Cellular component (GO): chloroplast
Molecular function (GO): 2 iron, 2 sulfur cluster binding; chlorophyllide a oxygenase activity
Source: RefSeq, a predicted model, not a curated record
AUGAACAUCCGUCAUACCACCAACUCUACCAACUCUACAGCAGUACUUGUCACUCUUUCCAAUUUCAUCCCAACGACUGUCAAACUCUUGUCACAUGUGUUUCAGGGUGGUUCUUUAGAUCAACGACAUUCCUAUGAUCCACUUGAAUCUACACCCUCCUCCUCCUCCUCACCAUCAUGGUGGUGGUCCAACAUUCUCACAACUCCAUCCACUGUAUUAUUCAUCACAGAACUCUACAGUGAAGUGAAUGUCAUGGAACUUGUUCUUCUUUUAAUAUUCAUUCUCACUCUGACACUUUUUCUCCGGAAAGUAUUCCACAAGGUACGAGAAAUCUUUUUUGAGCCAUUGAAUCGAGUGAUUGAUAUGGAACCAAUGUUAAUAUCCUCAUCAUCAUCUUCUCACAACCAUCACCACUCCAUGACAGCAUCAGCUUCUCGUCUCAGAAAACGAUUGGGACAAGUGCCACCUGUCUAUCCCAAUGGUUGGUUCAAAGUGUGUAAUUCAUGGGAAUUGAAACCAGGUCAAGUCAAAUACAUACAAAUGUUAGGAUUGGAAUUGGCAUUGUAUCGAGGAGAGAAAUCUCACAAAGCUUAUGCCUUAGAUGCUUAUUGUACUCAUUUGGGUGCUAAUUUAACAGUGGGUGGAACUGUUCAGGGUGAAUGUUUGACAUGUCCAUUUCAUCAUUGGUCAUUUAAGGGUGAGAAUGGUCAUUGUAUUUCACUUGGUAACAUUCCAAUCUCAAUGCCAAUGAUUAAAAAGAAUGGAAAAUUAGUGGAGAAUUUACAAGUGAGAGAUGAUAGUUUUGAAGAUUGUAAGAAGGUGGAAUAUUGUGAACAUCGAGAUGGAGUGGUGGAUGUUGCCACAAGAGGAGUGAUUUCCUCUUCAUCGGAAUUGAUGGAGAAUGACAGAAAUACUAGUAGUGAUAGUAAUAGUAGUUGUAGUAAUAGUAAUAGUAGUAGUAAUGGUCAACAACAACAACAGAAUAGUCAUCCUUUAAAAAUUCCAUCUCAAGCUCACACCAAGAGUUAUCUCUUACAAGAAAAGAAUGAUCAAAUUUAUUUGUGGUUUGAUGCAGAGGGAAGAGAACCACAUUGGGAAAUACCAUCGGUGAGACCUAAUUUGAAAACUCAUGGAAAGAUUGCACAUCACAUCUAUUGUCAUAUUCAAGAAAUUCCUGAGAAUGGACCUGAUGCACCACAAGAAAUGAAAUACACCUUUGGAUGGGUUUGGAACAUUUGGGGUGCUAAAUGGCAAAAAUCCACUCUCGAACAUCAAGAUCAUAUUGCCUAUUUCCAAGUGCAACAUGUUUCAACAUUUAAUGAUUUAUUUAACAUUCCAUUCAGUGUGGUGGAUGUCAAUGGAGGUCAAUAUGGACCUGGAAUUGUCAUGUUUGAAUUUUCAACACCAGUUGGCAGUUUCGAUUUAAUUCAAACAGUGACUCCAGUAGGUCCAUUGCAUCAACAUGUCGAACAUGUCAUUUAUUGUCCAUGGUUCAUUCCAAGAUGGUUUGCUAAAUGGUUUUUAAUCAUGAUGACAUCUUUUGUUGAACAAGAUAUUCCUAUUUGGAAUAAUAAGACAUAUUUGAAACAACCUGUAUUGGUUCGAAAUGAUGGACCUAUUGCACAAUUUCGAAGAUGGUUCUCUCAAUUUUAUUCUGAAAAUUCUCCAACUUUGGAGUCCUUGGGAGCAAGAUCCUUAGAUUGGUAA